CCACAAGCUGCCCUCUUUGCCUCCUAGAAACCCGGACAUUUCCAUUAACACCAACCUCUCUCCUCAGGAAAGCAUGCAUUUGAUGCCCAGGGCUCCUGGCAGUUGAGUUCCUUGGCAAGUGAUGGGUGAAUCAUAGGAAGCUCCUCAUCCUCAUCUGGUGACCAAAGGCCUGGCCACAAGCAGCGUGUCAUGUUUCUCCUCCACCCAGAUCUCACUGCUCAGAUCCCCUUCACCACCGGGACACCCUUCAACAUGGCCUGGACGCUGUUGCUCAUCUUGAUCACAGUUCAUCCAGGAUCCUCAGCUCUCUGGGUGUCCCAGCCCCCUGAGAUUCGUACCCAGGAAGGCUCCUCUGCCUUCCUGCCCUGUUCCUUCAACGUUAGCCAAGGGAUACCGGCCAUUGGCUCCGUCACGUGGUUCCUAGACAAGGUGGCUCCGGGGAACGAGGUGAGAAAUGAGACUCCAGAGUUUAGGGGCCGCCUGGCCCCCCUUGCCUCUUCCCGCUUCCUCUAUGACCACCAGGCUGAGCUGCAAAUCUGGGACACGCAAGGCCAUGAUGCCGGCGUCUACGUGUGCAGGGUGUUGGUGCUGGGCCUGGGUGUCGGGACAGGGAAUGGGACUCGGCUGGUGGUGGAGAAAGGACCUCCUCAGCUGGUGGCUGGCCUAGCUCUCCUCCUUCGGGCUGGAUUCUAUGCCUUCAGCAUUCUCUCUGUGGCCAUAGGCAGCACCUUCUAUUACCAGGGCAAAUGCCACUGUCACAUGGGAGCACACUGCCACUCAUCAGAUUAGAAAUGAUUCCAGACCCCAG
Messenger RNA from Carlito syrichta (Philippine tarsier), 808 nucleotides. It is a transcript of the gene NCR3, whose product is annotated as natural cytotoxicity triggering receptor 3. The coding region runs from base 190 to 789 and encodes 199 amino acids. NCBI's taxonomy places the organism in Eukaryota, Metazoa, Chordata, Mammalia, Primates, Tarsiidae. The record is from RefSeq and is a predicted model, not a curated record. The transcript has 4 exons. Gene Ontology annotation, biological process: positive regulation of natural killer cell mediated cytotoxicity; natural killer cell activation; immune response-activating cell surface receptor signaling pathway.